Cryptococcus amylolentus CBS 6039 is the source of this 2040-nucleotide messenger RNA. RefSeq lists its product as hypothetical. Lineage: Eukaryota; Fungi; Basidiomycota; Tremellomycetes; Tremellales; Cryptococcaceae. The transcript is spliced from 3 exons. Bases 1 to 2040 code for a protein of 679 amino acids. The record is from RefSeq and is a predicted model, not a curated record.
AUGUCCUCCACCAGUGCUCCGCCCACCACUAGUACACCAACCAUCAGCACCAGCCAUACCUGGACACAUCUCGUCAUAUUGCCAGUCCUCCUCGGCGGGAGUCUUCCUUCUCUGAAACAGACCACCGUCUCACGGCGCAAUCAUGGUGGUCAGACAUCCCAUGGUGAGACAACUUUUCAUAUUGACGGUGAAGGUCAUGAGGAAGAAGUGGCAGUACCGCCCGAGACUUACGCAGCUAUCGAGAGAUACCUGCGCUCGGUUGAAGAAGUGUGGGAACCGACGCUCGAUGUGCCUGCGUUGCCGCAAUGGGGAGAUCCAUCAGCAGCCUUUGAGCAAUGCACUACUCAAUCUCAAAUACGCCAUUUGAGCCUACUCUCAGAGCACACCGGCCGUGUCUAUACUAACGGAGACGAAGGUCGAGAAUGGCCGUUCACUUAUUGCCUUUACCCGAAUGCCCAGCAGUAUUUCAAUAAUGGCGGGGUGCUGCCUGGGCCAGAUGACCAGCCGCUCAAGUGGGAGGACUACAAAGACAGGAUGGAAUGGGCGGUGGAGAGUGCAAAGAAUUUGGAUGAGCUGGAUGCCGUCCCGGAAGGGACUGUCAAGCUUGCAUUUACAACCGAUAUCGUCCAGCCUACAAGGCUGAAGAGAAUCUCUCGUCCAGAGGGAGAGGAUGAUACGAACUCUCUGCAGUCCUGGAAGGUUUUGCAUCCCGAAAUAAGUGUCAAGAGUCGAGUCCAAGAUGAUUGCCCCGAAUGGAUCAGGAGGGAUGAAAGCGCGCAAGCCUCGUAUGACCGAUCGAUCUCUGCAGCGAUAGCAUCCUCAUACCAGCCCUCAGCCACCGUUCACCUGACACCACAAACAAGCGUUCUAGAGUUUCUGGACGAUACUAGUCAGAAUGAGCAUCUGUUGUUUGAUUAUGCAGCACACAAUGUGGCGGAGGAGGUGUCUUUCGGGGUGGGAGGAAAGUAUACAGAUGAAGAUGGGGAGGAGAUCGUGGAUGGGCUUUCGGUAAAAGCUGCUUGGAUUGAUCCUGAUACAUUUGAAGUACUUCGUGGAGAGCCACCCAGGAACUGGCAAUCUCAAGAUUCAAGGCGUUUCGAGUAUGAGAAGGAUAUCGAGAGGGGCCUUGAGACGAUGCGGAAAGAACUUGCAGAAGGGAGAAGCGCGGGGGAGAAUACCCAGCCUCACCCUCCCCCUCGCUCGCCCGUUCCCCGAGUCACGAAGAAUCUACCCCCAAACGGCGGAAAGGCAUCCACCAAGCGCCACCCACGCCCCCUUUCGCCGGGCUUCAGCCCCCACUUGCGCCCAUAUACGCCUAUAGCAGAAGUCGUCCAAGCCCCCGAACCUGCUUACCCUUACCAGUCCAUUCGAUCCCUCCACUCGCCUUCGAGGGGGACGACGCGGGCGAGGCUGUUACGUGCAGUGUCUUUCUCUGACGACGACGACACUGGAGGAGGCUCGAGAGCGAGUAUGCAAGAAAGCCUAGGUUUGGCGGUGGACAGCGGCCAGAAGGGAUCUAGAGGGAAGAAGGGGAGUUUGAGUUCUAUGGGGAUUGCUUUAGGGAUGGGGCUUGGUAUCGGUUUGGGGCAAGAAAAGUACCGUCCAUGGGAUCGGCUCGUGAACGAUGAGAUGUCAGACGAUACUCUCUCCGCACCUUCGUCGCCUGUUUUUCAUUCGCCUUCCCCAUUCGACUCCCCGCCCUCCUUAUCCAUCCCCACCACCCAAAACUCGAGCAACUCGUCUACUCCGGUGGGGCAUCGUGCCCCUCCGCCCUCGUCUUUCCCUGCUGCCUCGUUCCCACAUUCCCGGCGGCAGCCUGAACCGUCUACGUCUACUGCAACCGACUCGAUUGGUACAGCCAGUUCUCAGAUGUCGUCUUCUGAAGGGGGGAGGAGCAAGCGGCGGUUGAUCUUUCGUUCGCCGUCUCUGGGGAGCGGGAGUAUCAAGAAGGGGUUGAUGGGAAAGACGAAGCUGAGGAAAGUGAAGCGUGUAGAGGGAGGGUGGGAUAUGGUUAGAGAGGGAGAUUGGGAUACGGGAUGA